ACUUACUUUUGCGCUGAAUUUUCGGGGGUUUUGAUUUCUUCGCUUUGACCAAAAUUUUAUGUCGGAGAGCAUAUGGUGAUGGGAGAGGCUGAUCUUCUACAAGCGGAUGAGUUUCCAAAGCGUCCACGAGCAGUUUGGACCCGAAUAUAUCCCGGAAUAUCUCCACCAUCAAUUUUUGUUGCUGCUGGCACAAAUGAUUUUCUAUAG
Molecule: messenger RNA, 207 nt
Organism: Haemonchus placei
Lineage: Eukaryota; Metazoa; Nematoda; Chromadorea; Rhabditida; Trichostrongylidae
Source: the annotation of a GenBank genome assembly